AUGGCCAUGUACCAGGCUUCCAUGGCUCUGGACCCCCUCGUGGUGCUCGGCACCGUGGGCACUCAGCACACACUCACGGGACACAGCGGCAAAGUGCUGUCUGCCAAGUUCCUGCUGGACAAUGCGCGUAUUGUUUCCGGAAGUCAUGACCGGACCCUCAAGCUCUGGGAUCUACGCAGCAAAGUCUGCAUAAAGACCGUGUUUGCAGGAUCCAGCUGCAACGAUAUCGUUUGCACGGAGCAGUGUGUCAUGAGUGGACAUUUCGAUAAGAAGAUUCGCUUCUGGGAUAUCCGAUCGGAGAGCAUCGUCAGGGAGAUGGAGCUGCUGGGGAGGAUUACUGCCCUGGACUUAAACCCGGAGAGAACAGAACUCCUCAGCUGCUCUCGCGAUGACCUGCUAAAGAUCAUCGAUCUGCGAAUCAAUGCCGUCAGACAGACGUUUAGCGCGCCUGGGUUCAAGUGCGGCUCUGAUUGGACCAGAGUUGUGUUCAGAGCUGUUGGAGGAGGGCGCCUGGCCCGCUGA
This is a messenger RNA of Leptonychotes weddellii (Weddell seal), 522 nucleotides long. NCBI's taxonomy places the organism in Eukaryota, Metazoa, Chordata, Mammalia, Carnivora, Phocidae. The record is from RefSeq and is a predicted model, not a curated record.